This is a messenger RNA of Lingula anatina, 785 nucleotides long. RefSeq lists its product as uncharacterized. NCBI's taxonomy places the organism in Eukaryota, Metazoa, Brachiopoda, Lingulata, Lingulida, Lingulidae. The record is from RefSeq and is a predicted model, not a curated record.
CUCCCUGCAUUUGCACAUGACUGGGGGACUGGACAGAAGUGGAAGAAGUCGAAAACCAUUGGAGGCUGAUUAUAUCAAAAACGACCGAGAUCAACUGUAGGUUAACUGUAAGUAAAAGCAGCUCUGCGAUGAAGUUCACGAUUUUAUGUCUACUGGCCGUCGCCUUUGCAGUAUAUUACGUCCAUGAGGCGGAUGCUUUUAGAAGAAGAUUCCGAUUUCGCGUACGCAUCCGAAUACCACGCAUCCGGUUACCACCCGUCAGGCUACCCCGAAUUCGCCUUCGAAUACGCUUUAACAGGAUCAAGCAUGCCCUUAAGAGAUUAACAAUGAGAAAACCGCCCAGUCAAUGGGAAAUGCUCGCUAACAGAGGGGUUUUCGUGCCAGAGUGCACAAAAGCAGUGCGUGAACAGGAGCCCGAUGUGCAUGCUUCCGAUGUGGCCAACUUGUGCAACAAAGCAUUCGAUUUCUACGUUGCUCACGGUCCCCGUAAUGAGCAGGGCUUCACGAAUGCAAUUGUGAGGGCAGCAGAGGUUUUGUUCAGCCGGGAUCAGCCAGAUACUCUAUCCGAUGAAGAGAUUGCAGAGAUGGAGAGAGAAAUAGCGUCCGACUCGAACGAAUUUGAAGAUACAGUCGACUUCCCGGACCCGGACGACACCGAGAAAGUCGUAUAGCUGAUCCAACCACGUGGCUUAAAGACAGAAGAAAUGUCCUGUCAGGAGACCCUCAUGUUGAGAUUUUUUAUCAAAAUCAACUUUCCGCAGCAAUAAAAUUGUAAAAAAAGUCGA